Molecule: messenger RNA, 1005 nt
Organism: Ogataea angusta
Lineage: Eukaryota; Fungi; Ascomycota; Pichiomycetes; Pichiales; Pichiaceae
Exons: 1
Coding region: 1-1005 (334 amino acids)
Biological process (GO): spliceosomal tri-snRNP complex assembly
Source: RefSeq, a predicted model, not a curated record
AUGACAUGGGUAGGAACUACCAUUGUGUUUGCUAAGAAACUACCUGAAGGUCUGAGCUUUGGAAUUGACUUUUUCUUUUUUGACUCCUCCAAUGAAGUCAGUUUCCGUGGCAUCAAGCAGGUCACGAAUGGUGUCCAUCUUGUCCAUCUUACCAAUCAGCUGAGUAACACGAGGACAGCCAAGUUUGUCAGAUGCCAAGAUCGCGAGGUGAUUUCCAUAGACGUGGUGGAAGGCGAGCUGACCGUCGAAAGUGUCAGUGUUGAAAAUCAGCUGGUGUUUGGCAAAGGACAGACGUUCCAGUUUGAGGCCCUGCUACCAUACAUGGUGAAUUAUUCCAAUUUCAAAAAUAAUAAAUGGCCACAGUUCGGGCUUCAUCUCGAUUACAGUCAGAUUGUGGGAGUCGAGAGUGACUGGACGAGUGAGCUCGUCACAACGUCUGACUCGUCGACGGCGGAACUGGUCGAAUUGCGGAAAGUCAUCGAGUUCGACAUGAGCAAGCAGAACGGCGAGCUCAGGUUGACACAGACAGACCCAAAGGUGGUAUUGAAGUCGGUGAAGCUGGAUCUGUCCAAAUACAGCAGAGACAAGUCUGACUACUUUAAUGCCCUUUUCACGACCCACAGGUUCACCAACGAGCACAAUUUCUGUUUUGUCGGUUUGCUAGUUCUCAACAACUACUGCUGUUUGGAGCAAUGGUACAGCCUCACCAAUCUUGCUCUUGAAUGUGUCGAUUUGGUGGUCGAGCAAACAGCUUUUUUUGAGCGCUUUAUUGAGAGCUUGCAGAGCCAGCUCGAGCAGAUUGCCUCACAUACCGAGGAGUUUGUCAAAGUGUCACGGCUCAAAACCAGUCUCAAGGUAUUUCUCACUAACAUGGAAGCCUUCCCGUACUCGGUUCAGUUCAAAUAUGCUUCGUUGCUUCGUUUUACUGAAACACAGUUUGGCCUCUCAAUCACUUACCAGCUGGAUGAGCAAAGCGAAAGCGAAGACCAAAGUUUCGAGGAUUAA